AUGGCGCCCAAAGACAAAGAGCGGCUCGAUGGCCCAGGGAAAGGUCGCGGUCGCGGGCGAGGCAAAGGUGGGCGCGGAGCACAGGCUGGUGUGGGUUCAGACACGGCAAAAAGGCUCCAGGAGCUGGAUGGCGGCUCCGUCGAAGCCGAGUCCAAUUUCGAGAUUCUUCGGGCACAGCGAGCGCAAGCUCGAAAGGGGGUCAAGCAGUUCAAGGACAUUCGCGAAAACGAGGGUGUGGAUGAAGACGAUCCACUGAAUAGCAUCGACGAUGGUAUCCGCCUCGAGCCCUUCAACAUGCGCCGAGAGAUGAGGGAGGGACACUUUGAUGAGAGCGGCUUCUACGUACUCAACAAGGACGAGGAGAAAAAGGUGACAGAUGCAUGGUUAGACACCGUCGACCAGGCGGAACGGACAGCCACCUUCAGAGCAGCAGACAAGCAGAACAAGGCUCUGGACACAGCAGCAAAUCGUUUGUCGGCCAUGGCCAAAAACCUGGGUCCGGACUCUGAAGGUGAGGAGGAGGACAUCUUUGAGCGUGUUACCUCUUUCCUCGAGCCUCGGCGCCCGCAGCAUCCCGCCCAUGCAGGCUGGCUCUGUUGGCAGCGGGUCGCUGCAUGGUAUACGAGCAAGGGAUGCAUGGAUGUCGUGCAUGUGGUGAUCUCUGGCAAGUGCCUGCUGAAAAUCUGGCUUUCGGAUCCCGAAGCCUUUGAAACAGCUCGGCGGAUGGCCCUUAUGCUGCCUCUAGAUUCGAAAGUUUCGCGGUCGCGAUUCACCUUGAAACCGCUCAUCGUGCAUGCCAGCUUCCGCUUGCAGCCUGGAAGUCUCGCGACCUUGCUCGGCGACAUCGACCUUGUAGCGUCGCGCUUAGAGGUUGUCCAGUGUCCGAAGCUCCGCGGCUUCGGUGAGAAUCAGUGGAUCUGCGAAGAUCUUUCCAUGGGAGAUGACGAUGAGGACAAAGAUGAUGGAGAAGGAGCGGAAAAGAAGGAGGCAGCCGAAGACCCCAAAAAGACGGCUGAGGAGGAAGCCCAAGAGGACGAGAAAGAUGAAGCCACGAUUAUAGACAUGUUGGAGGAAUUGGUUACUUUCCUCGAGCCCCUGGAGAGUCCUGCCAUGGCGCUGGCGCGUGUGCGCCGCGGUGAAGCAAGGGGGAAGGAGCCGGUCCUCAAGACUCGCGCACGCAUGCGCAAGGCACGCGCGGAGGCAAACCAGGCUGUCACCCUUUCUUCGAAGGAUGGCGAUGCGCGACCCAAGCGAAAAAAGUUCAACGAGUGGGGUUACGAGGAGCCCAGCUCGAUGGACGCGCCGGUGGCAGCGGAGGCACAGACUGAACAGGUACCUGCUGCAUCAGCCUUGGACAAAGCUGCUCCAGUAGGUGCUGAUACGGCGGCUGCUGAGGCGGUUGAGCAGAAGCCCAUAUCCGACGAGGACAGAGGGAAGGUGGAAACAGAGCUGGCCAAAGCAGAAGCUGCACGUGCUGCAGCUGCAGCUGCAGUAGCUGCAGAGCGGGCGGCUGCUGCCGAGUCAGCCAAGGCGGCCGCAGAGAAGUCCAGUGUCACUAACGCUGCGGCGGUGGCAGAGGCAGCAGCAAAGGCAGCUGCAGACGAGAAGGCAGCCGAGGAGGCGGCCAAGGCGUUUGCUGCAGAGAUGAAGAUGUCUCGCAGCAUCGCUCGUGCGCUGGUGCCCGAACAAGGCCCCGAGGCCGCGGCCAUCGUCAACCUCAACUCAGAGGAGACCCGUGAUGUUCGGGAGAAGGCCAUGCCAAAGCUUCCCGAGGAAGUGCCUGCAGAUGGGCCUCCACGACCUGGACACCGGCGCAAAGCGGCUCCAGUAGACGAUGAAGAGGCUGCAAGAAGGGCGAAGAUGAGCCGCCUUACUGACUUGUGCGAUCGCCUUCUCGAGCGGGGCGUGCUGGUUUACGAUUCGGCCCGUGAGCUGCUUGCGAUUGAUGUCCGACAGCGGAAGGGCGAAAACCUGACUGGAGAAGAGGAGUUGGCAGAGCCACCGAAGCAGGCUGAGGCCACGAAAGGCGACAAGAGACCUGCAAACGAUGCCGCGCCUGAGGUCCAGUUCACCAACAAGCGCUUCAAAGCUGGAGCAAGCGAUGCCCCAGCUGUGGAAACAGUCGAAGCCAACUCGACAAGUUCGGCAGGUCCUUCUUCCACAUCACUGCUGUGGCAGUUUCGCUGGGGCCACAACCCUGACGAGAUCAAUGGCCCCUUCGACUCAGUCACGAUGCAGGGCUGGAUGAUGCAGGGUUGCUUCUCCGAUGAACGCCCGGCUGAGUUCCGUCAGUGCGAUGAGAAAAACCAGCCCAAGGAGCGUUGCUGGCAUCGGUGGGACAAGAUUGACUUCGAGCUGUACAUGUAG
This is a messenger RNA of Symbiodinium sp. CCMP2456, 2367 nucleotides long. Lineage: Eukaryota; Dinophyceae; Suessiales; Symbiodiniaceae. The record is from the annotation of a GenBank genome assembly.